Parascedosporium putredinis is the source of this 999-nucleotide messenger RNA. The record is from the annotation of a GenBank genome assembly. NCBI's taxonomy places the organism in Eukaryota, Fungi, Ascomycota, Sordariomycetes, Microascales, Microascaceae.
AUGCCCGAAUUCAAAGCCGCCUGCUGGGAUCUCGGCCACUGCGAUCCCAAGCGCUGCUCUGGCAAGCGCCUGCUCAAGCUGGGGCUUAUGCGCGAUCUCCACGUCGGCCAACGCUACAAUGGUGUCGUCAUCACCCCCAACGGCAAGAAGACCCUGUCUCCAGCCGACGCCGAGCUGCUCGUGCAAUUUGGUGUGGCCGUCGUCGAGUGCUCCUGGGCGCGCAUGCAAGAGAUCCAGUGGAACAAGGUCGGCGGCAAGUGCGAGAGGCUGCUGCCCUACCUGGUUGCGGCGAAUACAGUCAACUACGGGAAGCCGUGGAGGCUGAACUGCGCCGAGGCGCUGGCCGCCGCCAUGUGGAUUUGUGGGAAGCCCGAGUGGGCGCGGGAGGUUAUGGAACCGUUUGCCUACGGCGAGGCUUUUAUCGAAAUCAACGAAACCCUCCUAAAUAAAUACGCCGAAUGCGAGGACGAGGAAGGCAUCAAGAAGGCGCAGGAGGAAUGGAUGGCGCGACUAGAGAAGGAAUACGCGGAUAGCAGAGAAGACGAUAAGGAUAUGUGGACGAGCGGGAAUGUUAAUCGGAGAAUUAUGCCACGUUCUGACGAGGAAGACGAUGAUGACGACGACGACGAAGAUGGCGACCGCGACGGAGACGAAUCAGACGCUGCCAGCCACGAAGAGGACGAGAUAGACGGCAUAUACCUUGGCAAGAAGCCCGAGCCGACCAAAAGCCAGCCCCACACGAAGAGGAGGAACGGGAUCGCGUCCAAGGCCUUUACCGGCACAAACUCCGCCGACGACAAACGGAAGCCCGAAACCAUCUCUCGGCCGCAAGAGGAGCCACUACCUAAACCAAACCGCGGCGCGAACCCCAAGUCGAAUCCGGAUCCGGGUCCGACUCCGACGCUGGCGGGGACGACGACGAUGAUGGCGAUGAUGAGAUCGCGCGGCCGCGAGCAGGACGAUAUCGCUGACGGCGACGGGGAGCGCAAAUACUACUAG